Messenger RNA from Exophiala xenobiotica, 294 nucleotides. RefSeq lists its product as uncharacterized. The coding region runs from base 1 to 294 and encodes 97 amino acids. The record is from RefSeq and is a predicted model, not a curated record. The transcript is spliced from 3 exons. NCBI's taxonomy places the organism in Eukaryota, Fungi, Ascomycota, Eurotiomycetes, Chaetothyriales, Herpotrichiellaceae.
AUGUCCGAAGCAUUCGAAAAGGGCGCCACAACCGGCACAAAGACAUACAAUGAAGAGACUUCGGUGCCUGAGCAUGCCAGUAGCGCUGACGUGACCAAACCGAGCGACAAAUCCGCCCUCGACGCCCGAGGCAGCAUCGGCAAACAAUUCACCACGGACGGCGUCCUGGGAGGAUUAGCUCAGAAGAUCGGCGGCCCGCUGGACAAGGACGGUACUGUAGGCAAACAGUUCACCGAGGGCGGCAUACUGGGUGGGACGGCGCAGAAAUUUGCCGAUGCGAAUCAGAAGUCGUGA